UCAACCAAAUCACUUUCCCUCAUUUGAGAUCCAAUCCUACACAACGACUCCACAGCUUUGUCUCUCACACAUGUCUCCUCAACAGUGCAUAGUGUCUCCAAAGGUGGCAGCAAGACAUGGGCAUGCUCCACUCCACCAACAUAUGGAAUAAACACUCCCAGCUCUUCAGCCAUUGCAAGGAGGACCUCGUCGUCAUCAUCAUU
Messenger RNA from Linum tenue, 203 nucleotides. NCBI's taxonomy places the organism in Eukaryota, Viridiplantae, Streptophyta, Magnoliopsida, Malpighiales, Linaceae. The record is from the annotation of a GenBank genome assembly.